GCCUGAUGUAGCUGAAAUUGCACUCAAAAGUAUUUGGGCUUGAACAAAAGACACAACAUUUAUUUCGCAAUGAAACAAAUUCUAUUGGUUGGCCUAACAAUUCUCGCUGUGGCUUCAGCUCGUGUGGCUCGAGAAGCUCCCCAAACCGAAGAGAGUCUGAAGGACAAACUAGAAUCUGGGCUGAAGGAUGUUGAGAAAUUGGUGAGUGACCUGACCAACACCGACGCUGAGGGACUCAAACAAAAAGCAGGUGAAUUUGUCGAAAAAUUCGGCACAUGGGCUGAAAAAUUAAAGGAGGAGACCAAACACCUCGAAGACAAUGAAUUAGUCAAGGAUUUACGGAAUUCACUUGAUCAUGGAGUUGAAGAGCUCAAACAGAAUAGUGAUAAACAUGUGGCCAAGUUUAAGGAAGAUCAUCCUGAGAUGUACAAUGAACUGGCCAAACACGUUGACACUUUGAAGUCUACCUCGUCAGCAGUUUUCGCCAAAUUCGAAGAGUUCGCCAACUCUGAGGAUGCUAAGAAACUGAAGGAAUCUUCACUGCAAUUCUUUGAUGACUUGAGGAAAUCCUUGCUCCCUGAGGAGCACAAAAAGGAGUAGUGCGAAUGGUAUUUAAUAACCUAUAGCACUAUGAGCCGUCAUGAUACCAAUAAAACAUAAAUUUUAUCCCAAUUCAUGACGUAGUGAUAAUUUGAGCACGGAUGAUAUGUAAAACAGAAAAAUUGGAAAUGCUGCACAAAAUUGGAAUUAAUAUCUUCCCGGCAAAGCUUUUACAUCCAAUUCCAUAUCACAUUAUAGUUUCAUCUGGGGACUGACUGAAGAAGAAAAUUACGUUUCUUCAUCAACCUUGUCAGUGACCUACGUAUAAGACCUAGAACAUAGAAUAGAAAAAGUUUUGCUUAAAUAAUGGAGGAACAAUAAAAAAAAUUGUGUGAACAUCGAAA
Messenger RNA from Stomoxys calcitrans (stable fly), 944 nucleotides. RefSeq lists its product as uncharacterized. Bases 70 to 600 code for a protein of 176 amino acids. The record is from RefSeq and is a predicted model, not a curated record. The transcript is spliced from 3 exons. Lineage: Eukaryota; Metazoa; Arthropoda; Insecta; Diptera; Muscidae.